AUGUAUCCAAAAUGUGCAUUAUAUAUGAUAUCAAAUAAUUAUUAAGAUUAUGAAAUAUUAAUUUUUUAGACUGAUGCAUUAAUGCAUAAGCACAUUUCACUGUCAGGGUGAAGCUCAUUUUAAGUAGUUUACACAGAGUUGAGGCAAUCAUCAUGCAAAGGUCAUGUUUUUUAUUUUAUUUUAUUUUUAUGAAUAUGAAUAGGUCUGUGUUUAAAAUGUUGUAUGAGCCUGCUCGGUAACUUUCCACCACUGCUCAGUUAUUUAUGAAAUCACCUCUGGCUCUUUAAGAGAACAGGUGCGUCCUUGACAGGUAAAAGUGGAGAAACAGGAAGUGGACUCAUUAGUCAGCAAACAAACCGAUACGGAGACUUAUUUCAGCUGCAAAAUGAACACGAAGGCAGGGGGGAAACACUUUGACCGGCCUGACUGACGACAUGAGACAACCUUUGCUUCUUAUCAGUCUGUCACUGGCAGUCCUCCUCUCUGCCAGUGUGCUCGCUCAAAGCCAGGUACAGAUCCAAUUCCAGGUAGACCCGCUGCUGGUUCAAACCGGUACUGAGGUUGUAUUCACGGUGCUGACGGUGUCCCAGGUCCUGUCCAUGACAUGGCAGUACAAAGGAGUCACUCUGGGUUUGUAUGCGGGUGGAUCCCCGGUAGUUAACCCAGUGGCCCAGUUCGAGGGAAGAAUCACCAUCUCCGCCACCCAACUCCGAAUCGGAGGCGCCCAGCUCCGAGAUGCCGGGAACUACACAGUGGAGGUGACCCCCACUGCCACUACGGGCCUGUCUCCUAACUCCAGAUCAAUACAGCUGAGGGUGUUUGAUGCGGUGAGAGGGGUGAGUCUGUUUGUUCCCACAAUAGCCGUGGAGGGUAGAAAUGUGUCUCUGCGGUGUACGUGGACUGCCGGUACAGAGAUUACGGUCCAGUGGGGCAAAGGAGGCGCAGCCAUCACAGCCGACUCCAGGAUCACCAUCUCCGACGGCUCUCUGGUCAUCAACCCAGCGAGACGGGGCGAUGCUGGGGAGUACUCAUGUACUGUCAGCAACCCUGUCAGCGCCCAAACUGCCACACAGAGCCUCACUAUCUACUAUGGCCCUGACACCCCUGUGCUGACCAAGGAGGCCCCGAAACAAUGUGUCGGUGGAGGAGAUGUGUUGGUGGGACAGACGGUGCGUCUCACCUGCAUGUCUGACUCACUGCCCCCUGCCCUCUUCUCGUGGCAACGUGAUGGACAGCCAGUCGCAUCCGGCCAGCCAGACAGUGGGGUGCUGAGCCUUCAGACUUUCUCAACCAAUGAGAGCGGCCGGUACGUGUGCACGGCAAGAAACAGCAUUACUGGAGGCACGUCGGAGCAGGGGACAGACUUGGCCGUCGUAGCCACGUGUCUAAAUGGAGGGGAAGUGGCAGGGAUUGUGAUUGGCUGUUUGCUGCUGAUCAUAAUCAUCAUUCUCCUCAUCCUGCUCAUCAUUUGUCUCGUUCGAAGGAGGAGGGUAGAACAGAGACGACAGGAUGCUGCUGUGUUUGUGCAGAAGACCAACCCAAAUCCUGGGCCUCCACCUGCAGAUCCACAACCUAAUGGUGCAGGAGAUUUGGGCCAAGGUCCCCAUCCCCCCGUCGAUCACUUGUACACCCGCCACCCCGGCCGCUUAUACACAACCGCGCGUGAAAACGGUGGCAACACACGGGCACAGCCGCCACUGUACAACCCACAUAACUCCGACACACACCAGCACAAUGGUCGCAUCCACGCGGAUAGACUCCUGCACAAUUCUGUUCAUAAUACCAAUUCAUUCCCACACAAUGGCAUUGACAAUCCAGCUUUCACACACGCCGAUGUUCAGAAUGCAAACACGCUCCCAAACACACAGCAGCAAAAUCCGAACAUUAUCAUACAGACCGGGGCUCCCCAGGGCGGCGGCCAGCCGCCGGCGGUACACGUCAGCCUUAACACGCUGCCACGAACUGCCGAGCAAAACAGCAACGCACAAAUGCCCACGAUUCAUCUCAAUCUUAACUCAUACUCAACCAAUGGCCAGCAGACUCAGCAAGACAGCUCAUUUCCUAUUACAGCCAAUGCCGCUUCACAAAACCAGCAGAACUCGAUACAUACUGGGCACUCGAAUCCCAGAAUGCAAAGUGGGCAGUCCUAUCGUAGUGACCCCCCGAUGCAUAGCCACAUAGAUGCAGGUCUUAUCCCAGCUGGAUACACGCAAAGUAAUAACACUUCUCAGCGAAAUGCCAACACACAGACAUACGAGCGGGAGCAAGAGUCUCAUGGCAGGUCUGAUAGAAGCUCAGGUAGACAUGAUACCACUGCCAGCUCCUCCCUUCAACAGAUGCCAUGGGAUCACCUCCGAGGCACACCAGCAUAUCCCACUGGCACGCUUCAAAGAAGACAAACAUCUGAGUACACGUCUGACAGUACAGACUACACUACCCAUCCUCCCAUACGCGAGGAAAGAAUGCCAAGCAGAUCUCAGUCUCGUCCUCAGAGCCAAACCACUUUGCGUGGCAGAGCUCCACUCAGACAAGAUGUCCCAUCAGUGGUCAGUCAGAUACGUAGCCGUUCACUCGAUCUUCGAGACCAAAACACUGGCAGGAUAACACAGCUUGAGGCUGCACACCGCACACAGAGAAGCCCCCGCACACAUAGAGAGAGCGCUCAGCGAGACAUCAGAGGUUCGCCUAGUAGCCAGACCGCCCUCAGGCAGAAAGCCACACACAGCAGUAACCCCCAGGCAAAGCCUCUCAUGAGCCAGCAGGCCUCUGUAGGCCGCUCAGCUGUGUCACAAGGAGUCAUGACACAACAGGGACCGACUGCACCGCAGGGUGCAGAUACAAGAGCUUUGGCUGAUCCUAAUCACCUUCCACAGGCACACAUGGCUCAGCAACAUAGAGCAGAACCGAACCAAAAGCCACCACGAGGCCUGGGCACACAGACGCAGCCUGUCAUACAUGAUGCCAAUCACCAACCUCGCCAAGGAGGCGCUGCUCCAGUCCCAUUCUCCUCUGCCCAGCAUAAUCCCAGUAACCUAACCCAUGCUGCACUUACAGCCCACACUGAGAGGGCUAAAACAUUUGAGAGUCGGAGGCAGCAGACUCAGGCUGCCCUGUUUCACGCUGGACUACAGGCACGAGCUCCUGCUGCCGGGGCUCACCACCCACCGACUCCUCCUCCUGUCAUCCCCAUCACACAGUUCCAGACCCUCCCCAAGAAGCGCACUACGCACAAAUCCCCAGCCCGAGGUCCUCAGCCCCCCAAACCUCCUGUUAACAUGCCGGUGGCUCAACGACCCGUACCAGGAAAACAUCAUCACAGUGUGCAGCACCCUGCUGCCACGAUGCCCGCCAACCAUCAUCAUCAUCACCAUCCUGGAAACGGCCACACGCAUGUCAGUGCUCACAGGCACGCCCACGCCCAUGCUCAUACCCAUGGCCAUGGCAACAGGCAUCCUGCCCACUUCACCCACCCACAGCAGCAACAGGCACACCGACCAAGAUGAUGACACGUGUCAGCAGACUACACUCCACAAUGUCCCGUAUCCACCGACACAAACAAACAGCUGACAGACGUGAUCCAAUAUACCACCAAGCAAGACUGACUACGUGAGGUUCUGCACUCAGAGAAAAGCUGUCAUAUCCUGGUAUCUCAGUCGUAAAGUCAGUUUUUUAUUUAUUUUUAUAUAACAUAAAUGAACAUUUCUCCCAUGGCGAUGCCUAAAAUGCAACUUUUUGGAAUGCAGUCCUGCUUUCCUAAAAGGAAAAUCAUCUUACAGAAGGAUGCACAAAAAUAAGCUAAAUAAUCCUGAAAAAACACACGCUGAUACCUACACCCACAUGGAUUGUACUGUUUUGACUUUUGAAGCACCGGUCAUGCAUCAAACUUUGCCAAGAGCCUGCUCAGAGUAGACAGGUUCAGUGAUCCAUAGCUCUUGACCAAGCUCACAUCCCCUGAUCCAUUCAUCAUCCAAACUAAACAACACUACCGUGACAAAAUGCAUCCGAGGUGCUCGCACGACUCGCCGUGUGUAUCCGCCACUUAAGAAGACGUAAUAAAGGAGAUGGGUACUGUGCGCGAGACGGACUCGUCCUCUGGGUACGGCGACAAUUAUGAAAGAAGAGAUUACCCAUGGGGGUGGUCUUAAUAUACGUGGAAGUAUUUAUUUUGCGCCUUCUGUUUACAGAUGCCUCUCAUGACACUUCUCAAUUAAGGAGAUUCGCCUCAGUGGCGUUCAGACGCAAUGCUCAGCUGACUAUGAAGGGGGAUCCCACGAAUGGAUGGGCACUUAUUAAUUAAAUGCUUUUAUGCGACUUAAAUUACUCGGAAAAUAAUCACACCCGUGCAUGAAUGAGGUCAACACAAAGACCCGAGCUGCCAUAUUUUCUGCUGAAAAAGCACAGUGUGAAACAAUUUACUGUCUGCGCUGUGUCACGGAGAGCACAUUAAAAUACAAUGUGAAGGCCUUACUUUUAAGUAUUGUUAUGUAUUUAUUGAUUUGUAAUGUUUGGGCUUUUUUAACUCAGGGGGAAUACAUGCACCAAUGAUUGUUUAGGUUGUACUUACUGAUAUGAAUGCUGAAUGAAUAUGAAUGGAGCGUGACCGAAUUCAUAUGAAGUUUCAAAGAUAAGGCUGAGGAUAUUCUGCAUUUCUCUUACUGGCAAGACUAAAACCAACAGCUCUACCAAGUGUUAUCUGUGUAGGCAAAAUGUGAUAUAUCUCCUCCAUUGUUACUAAUAAAUACACAUUAAUGAGCUGAACAGGUGCAUGUAGGCCAUCAUUAUCAUAAACUUUGUAUUUUAUUGGAGUCGACUGCACAUUUGCUGUAAAUUCUCCCCAGAGCGCCUUAUGUGUAUUCAUCCCCAGGUGAAUAUAGUCCCCAACAAAUGCACCAUUUACUGCAGUGUGUGUGUAACGUUUGCCAAAAAUCUACGGUGUCCAGCUGUUCCAGAUUAGCCUUUUUGGAAAGCUCUUUUAAUGAUUUACUUACUUCAGUCGAAACAGGCCGGGGACCACCAAAGGACGAAAGAAAGAAAAUAUAAUAUCCCCAGCCUUAUUCUUUGACAUAUCCCUACUCCAAUCAAACAUGUGGAGCAUGAGAUUGAGCUUACUGCCGCUAAAGUUUUGUCGUUUUUGGAAAAUGACAGCGUGUAAAUAGUUUACAGAUGUUAAGUACGUGAGUUGCUACAAGCACAGUAGUAAUCUUUGCGCCUCAGGAGUGAUUUGUACAUUGUUCAUUGUUCCAUGAUCUCAUUUUCAUCAAUAAUAAUGAAGUGUUUUGUUAUUUUAUGUGUUUGCAUAUUAACUGGGGAAGUCCACUGUUGAACAAAACGAGAGGAAAAAAAACAACUUUCAAAUUUUGCUCAUUGUUUGUGUUAUUUCCAUCACGCUGGCAGUCACUUUGUUGGACUGUUCACAGCCGAAUGCACAAUCAUGACUUUAUUUGUUGCCUCUACUUUCAAAGCCAAUGCAUUCUUCCAUCUUUUGAUUUUCAGUACAAAAUACCUCCUCAUGCCUGUUGACAGUAAGUCAGACCACAAAAGCACCUAUUUAUUCUGCCGGUUUCUCUGAAUCACAGAGCUGUUUGCAGUCUGAGCAUAUUUUUCGCUCACUGUGUCUAUAGUGCUAAUUAUGCAUGGCGCCUGGGUACACCGAAGCGCUGCUGUUGAUUCUCCUCAGAUGAAUCUGUUCCUUCAUCUUGUUGUGGAUGUGCAAGAGCGUGUGUUUGGUUCACAGCUUCAUCAGUCUCCCAAUCCUCCUGCUCCCACUUGUACGUCACCUCUGAUGAACAGUCCUGCUGCUCACUAUUGGAGACACUUCAUGGUAGUCUAGCACUGUAAUGAGUGGAGAUGGAGUGCUUUUGAGUACCUGGUACUAGAAAAGGUUACGGCAUUGCCUACCAGUUCCACAUGAAAGCUUUGAUUUAUGAAAAGUUUGGAGCGGUUUUUCAAAUGCAAUACUUUGUAUAUUAUACUGUUCCUGCUGUCUUUGGAGUGAAGUGUGUUGUUUAUGACCUAAACAACUGAAAUUACAAAACACUCUGUAGCCUUGUAACACAGUAAACCUCAAACGCUGAUGUGACCACCUUCCCUGGUCCAAUUUGCAUGUAAAUCUGCUCGUGUUGUUUUAGUACACUGAUUUACCGUGAUUUACCAUGACUGCUGCGAGUAAUUGUAAUUGUUUACGCAUCCCUUUGGAAGCAUAAAUUAAAGGCAAACAUAACUCAACUGCAGCGUGUGCAAACAGGGCAUUUUUUUU
Molecule: messenger RNA, 6256 nt
Organism: Larimichthys crocea (large yellow croaker)
Lineage: Eukaryota; Metazoa; Chordata; Actinopteri; Sciaenidae
Product: carcinoembryonic antigen-related cell adhesion molecule 6
Exons: 9
Coding region: 435-3503 (1022 amino acids)
Source: RefSeq, a predicted model, not a curated record